AUGUCAACUCAGAUUCCAAGUCUCGACGCGAUGAUGAAGCUGGCCGUCCUCGCCAUCCUCGGCGCCUCCUUUGUGGCAGCCGUCCCGGACUCUACCAUCACCCUUUAUGCCCGACAGGCGACGACCGCGCCGCCCUCGUCCGCCUCCAUGACCUCACCGCCCUUGACAACGCUGGAGCCUUCAUCGACGCUCCGCGAUCCAUGGCAAUGCGCAACUCAGAACCUGUCGCAGUACUUCGACGUGCCCAAGCCCUCGGGCACGUUGAGCGCGGCCAUCGACAUGUACGUCGACGAGCUCGUCGAGCCCUGCCUCGAGACGGCCACGGGCGCGGACCUGUUCAACUGCCGUGUCACCGAGUCAUCGCAGCUAUGCGGCUUCACCACCUUCGCGUCGGCGACUCCCGCGCUCAUCACGGCAUUUGCGUCGUAUGAGAGCGCCGCCGCCUCCUUCUGGCGCAGCAACAGUGAGAGCGUGAGCUCAUUGUCCGUGGAAUGCGCGUCGGCCUGGAACCACUUCGGUGAGCUCAAGCACGCUUGGCUGAACCAGACCAUCGCCUACGCCAGCUGCGUGCUGGACGACUUGCCCCCCGUCAGCACGACCACCGGUUCUUCCGGAUCGUCUACCACCCCCGGCACAGCGGUAACUGGGACUACGAGUAGCACAACGAACACGGCUGGGUUGGCCAAGAGGACGGAUAUGUGGAUGCUUGCUGGCACUGGAGUAAUUGCUGGAGCUGCUAAUGUCUUUGCCUAA
Messenger RNA from Colletotrichum chrysophilum, 753 nucleotides. RefSeq lists its product as uncharacterized. The transcript has a single exon. The record is from RefSeq and is a predicted model, not a curated record. The coding region runs from base 1 to 753 and encodes 250 amino acids. Lineage: Eukaryota; Fungi; Ascomycota; Sordariomycetes; Glomerellales; Glomerellaceae.